AGAAGGCUGACCGUAACAGAAGAUAAUUUUAAAGUGACCAUAUUUAAUCCUUUAAUAGAUACUACUUUACAAAAGCUCAAAGAGAGAUUUAUUGGCAUGCAAGUAAUUAAUGAUAAUUUUGGUAUAUUAAUACCAAACACAAUGACUACAAUAUCAGAAGAAAAAUUGAUAGGAUCAUCUUAUGAUUUUAUAAAUAAAUACAGAGAUGAUGUCAGCUCAGAUUUCACACGGCAAAUUUUAUCAUUGAAGAAUUUUUUAAAAACUAAUUUAAAAAGUGAAAAUUUAAAAAAAAUGACUAUUCAAAAUUUAGCAGAAUAUUUAAUUAGUAAUGAUUUAACAAUUAUAUUUCCUGAUAUUUUUACAAGUUGUUGUAUAUUUAUGACUAUUCCUGUGACAUCAGCUUCAGCAGAACGUUCAUUUUCCAAACUUAAACUGAUUAAAAAUUAUCUACGGAAUACGAUAUCACAAGAUCGACUAAACAAUAUUGCUGUAUUAAAUAUUGAGAGGCUUAAUACAUCGCGAAUCGAUGUAGAUACUAUUAUUGAUAAAUUUGCUAAUGUAAAAGCUAGAAAAAAGAAUUUUUUGAAAUAG
This is a messenger RNA of Rhopalosiphum padi (bird cherry-oat aphid), 591 nucleotides long. RefSeq lists its product as uncharacterized. Lineage: Eukaryota; Metazoa; Arthropoda; Insecta; Hemiptera; Aphididae. The transcript has a single exon. Gene Ontology annotation, molecular function: protein dimerization activity. Bases 97 to 591 code for a protein of 164 amino acids. The record is from RefSeq and is a predicted model, not a curated record.